Messenger RNA from Neocloeon triangulifer, 4122 nucleotides. RefSeq names its product ubiquitin carboxyl-terminal hydrolase CYLD (gene CYLD). Gene Ontology annotation, cellular component: cytosol. The coding region runs from base 238 to 2721 and encodes 827 amino acids. Gene Ontology annotation, biological process: protein K63-linked deubiquitination. The record is from RefSeq and is a predicted model, not a curated record. Gene Ontology annotation, molecular function: cysteine-type deubiquitinase activity; K63-linked deubiquitinase activity. The transcript has 15 exons. Lineage: Eukaryota; Metazoa; Arthropoda; Insecta; Ephemeroptera; Baetidae.
UUCGUCUCAUCUCAUGUCUCAUCGUUGGUCUCAUCAUUUCGCAAAUUCGCAGUUCACACUGCUCUUGCUCUGUCUGUGUAGUUGCUGGCUUGCGGAUUUUGUCUCUAGCUUUGUUUCUGUGGUCGGCGGAAACACAAAUCUUAUUUUCUCACGAUGACAUGAAAUUUUUAAGUUUUGGGCUGAGAAAUUGUGAGCUGGAGAUCGCCAGCCGCAGAAGUCCAAUGGUCACAAGUGACAAUGUCGUUUUCCGACGAUGAGCCCGGGUCCUCCCUCCAUUUCCGAGAGGGGAGCUUAGUUUACCUGAAACCCCGGCAUUCAGACGAAGACCCUGAGCCAGCGCUGGUCAAAUACUGUGGACCAGUGCCGAGACUUGGACCUGGAGUUUACUACGGCAUAGAAAUUCUGGUGCCUUCAACGCAGGGUGUCUGCAACGGGACAAUUUUCGGAAAGAGAUAUUUUUCUUGCAAGCAAGGGAGUGGAAAUUUUGUGAACGCAAGCAGACUGAUGCCCUACAAACGCUCAGAGAGUUUAAAUGAAAUGAGCCGCAAAAAUAAACUUAGUCCCAACAAUACGACCACUGUUGUCUUGCAUCUGAAGAAGAAUGAUGAGACAACAGGUUCUCCUUAUGAAUACAAUUCCUGCCCAUUCUCUCCUGUUCUGGACCCGUUGCCACCAAUAACUCCAAAUUUGACUCCACACAUCACUAACCUCUCACAGGGGAGUUCGACACCAGAACGAGAAUCGUUGUUUGAAGAAAAUUCUAGCCAGUAUUCACCAUUGAAGUUGGGAGACAGGGUGGUCUGGUUGAGUGACACUGGGCCAGAAUUCGGGACCGUUCGUUGGCUGGGAGUCCUCCCCGGAGCCUCACCCCACACAAUGGCAGGCGUUGAAUUUGACAAUCCAGUUGGAACCGGGACAGGACUGUACAACAGACAGCAAUUGUUUGUCACUCGCAAGAAACACGCUUCAUUCAUUCCACUUUUAGGACUAAUCAAAGCCGAAGACUUUGUAGCGUCGAACUCGCCCAAAAGAAAUCCUCCCCAACGUGAUACGAAACCACCCGCUCGGACCGAGGAUCUGAUAGUGCUGCUGGCCGAUGAAGUUUACAAGUCAAGACUGGGAGAUGACGAGACAUGUGCCACUGGCAAACGAGCAGCAGGACCAAUUCCCGAUCUGCCGGAACCUUACGAGGAGAGGUUCAACGGGCAUAGCAGUGAUGUAGGGGUCGGGUCGAUGGUGGAAGUCACUGUGAAUGAAGUUCCGCACUAUGGAGUGGUGCGCUGGGCCGGGUACCUGCACCAAGAUCACCAGCACAGACUCGUUGCUGGAAUUGAAAUGGAGGAAGAUAUCAUUGGUGGAACAGACGGAACAUUCAACGGACGCAGAUAUUUCAAGUGUGCGCCAAAGCGAGGGUUCUUUGUCAGCAUGUCACAGUGCAGACUGGACAGACGCUUCCAAGAACAGGCAGCUGCUCUCUCAAAUGGCGCUCUAAACCACAGCAAUGCUGAAAAUGGCAUUAGUCAACCCGACUGCCCUAUAAUCAGAGACUAUGUAAGGCCGUUGAAGACGGAGGAAGACGUUGCCGCAAUGUGCGGGAAAUUCAGAGGAAUCCAGGGACACCACAACUCCUGCUACCUAGACGCCACUCUUUUUGGAAUGUUUGCAUUUACAACUGUUUUUGACAGCCUCCUCUUCCGACCUGCGACUCCAGAAGAUGGGCCACACUACCUGGAAGUGCAGAGAGUUUUGAGAGAGGAAAUUGUGAACCCACUUCGCAGCUGCAAGUUUGUCAGGGCAGACAGAGUGAUGCACCUGAGGCAACUGUUGGAGAAAAUUGGCUCCGUUUCUGGCAUGACCAGUGAAGAGAAAGAUCCCGAGGAGUUAUUGACCUCUCUGGUUACACAGACAUUGCGAGCAAAACCAUACUUGAAGCUCAGCUCUGGACAAGAGGCAUUCAUGCAUCAACUGUUUGUUGAAAAGGAUGAGGAGAUUGACGUUCCUUCCGUCCAGCAGCUUUUUGAGCAGAGCUUCCUAUCGAGUGACAUCAAGUUGAAACAGGUUCCUCCAGUACUGAUACUCCAAAUGCCUAGGUUCGGCAAAGCAUACAAAAUGUAUCCGCGCAUCUUGCCAUCGCAAAUACUUGACGUAACUGACGUGAUAGAAAACUGUCCCCGGCAAUGCAUCAUUUGCGGGAAGCUUGCCUACUUUGAGUGCAGGGAGUGUUUUGGCGAAUGUGGGUCUGGCCUCGAAAGCAUCACCUUCUGCCAAGCUUGUUUGGAAACCGCUCACAAUCACCAGCGCCGACAGAGCCAUGCUUGGAGACGGCUGUCAGUACCCAAGGAGUAUCUGGACGUGGCCGAAAGGUAUCGAAGAAGGAACAUGGUGGACAGCAGAGAAGCCCUUCCACCGAUCCCUCGAAUCUAUAUGGAACUUUUUGCUGUUGUCUGCAUUGAAACAUCUCACUACGUUGCUUUCAUCAAAGGGGGAACUGGACCUGAUGCUCCAUGGCUAUUUUUCGACUCAAUGGCAGACAGAAGAGGUGAGCAAAACGGCUACAACAUUCCCAAGGUCUCGCUGUGCCCCGACCUUCCCAAGUGGCUGCAAUCUGAGGGCUUGCCCUUGGUCAGAGAUGAAAGGCAGCUUCCUGAGAGGGCCAAGAGACUAUUGUGUGAUGCGUACAUGUGCUUCUACCAAAGCCCGCAAGUGGCCAUGUACAACUAGACUGCUCCAAAUGUGAUCGAAAAGCAGGGUGGUUGAGUGAUUCAAGAUUCAAAGAGUCGAGGAUUAAUUCAAGCACUACCAAUCAUCAGAAUUUAUAUAAAUGCACACAAAUAUUAUUUAGCACAAUUUGUGACUGCUUCUUCAUUAUAUUCAAGAGCACAAUCUCUUGUUUCACAAUCAAUUCAUGACACAAAUAUUAUCAUGACAUUUGCUCUGUUUGUGUUUCAUACCAUUUCAUAUUAUUAAUUGACGUUAACACAAUUGUCACACUUUCAACUGACUCAUAAUCACCAUAGAAGCAAUGCUAUGCCCUUAAUCUGCUGAAUAUAUCCUACAUUGAAUUCUAACCAAAUCAUGUAUUGACGUUGAAGAUUUUUUCCAAAAUCAGCUAAAAACCAAUGUAUUUAAAUUGUUAUUGAUGGAUAUAAUUAACCGUAUUUAUUUUCGUAAAUCUUCAUGGAAUGGUCGAUUUGCUAAAAGCAGCUCUCUCAAAAUUAUGCUUGCAAAGCAUUUAAAGAAGUGUUCAAGUGGAUAUAAUUAUGUUAUUGAUAUUUAAAGUCUCUGUCGAUUAAAUUCAUUGAUGGAUAUCUUUUUUGAAAUAAAAAUCAAGUAUUUUCAUGCACAAUUUUGAUUAGGUUGAUUAAUUUCACAAAUCAGCUGUGGCUUAAGUGCAAGCGCCAAGCAUAUAUUGUACACUUUUUACAAGCACCUUGAAAUUAUGAUAUCUUAUUAUUAUAAUUAACUUGAUAAACUUUUUAAGGAUAAUCAAUGAAUUGACCCCUGUGAUGUAUGUUUUCAGACCUUUAUUAGGAUGUUAACAAUUUCUACAAACAAAAUCAUUUAAUUCUGUACUUGUUGCUUUGAAAGAUUUUGUUAAGUGGUGAAUUAAUAUAUUAUUUAUUUCUAUACACACAUAAAUCUUUAGUUUUAAUUUUACAAUCACUACCCAAUUAAAAGAGAUCUGACUGUGAUAACUAUUCACACAAUUGGAUUGUACAAUAAAGAUGAAGUAAUUAUUAUUGUAAAUAUCUUAUAGUUUAAAGUUAACAAUAAAAUUCGCACUUACAGAAAGGACUGCUCCUUUGAAAGGAAGUUUGAAAAUAAAAAUACAGCUGUUUUAUAUCAAUAUGUUGUUAAAACCCUUCCAUUUGAUAUAUAAGCAAAUCUUCGCAUGCUAGUUUGUACUGUUGAAGAUAAAUCUACGAAAUUUUAAAUAAAACCUUCUCUAUGUACAAUAUAUAUAUUGUGAUUACUCUUAGAGCAGUCUCAACAGUUGUGCUAAAACAUACAAUGGCGUAAACGAGACAUUCCGUCAUUACUCUUUUCUCGUUUACUCAAGAUUCUUAUCAACAAACUUUCAUAAUUAUUCUCUUCAGGCUGAACAUUUUUGACCAAUUCAAA